Molecule: messenger RNA, 843 nt
Organism: Staurois parvus
Lineage: Eukaryota; Metazoa; Chordata; Amphibia; Anura; Ranidae
Source: the annotation of a GenBank genome assembly
AUGGACUUUCCUUGCCCACAGCAAGACGGGGGUGGCAGGAGCACCAUGGCAUGCAAGUGGAGCCUGGCAGAGGCUCAGCAGAGACUGAACAGUUUAGCACUUCAUAAUUCUGAGUCCAUAGAUCAAGAGUAUGCCAAAACUCAAACUGAACUGUCAGAACUACAACGUAGUGAAGAAGAAUGGAGGCGGAAGGAAGCAGCUCUGCCACUGGGUGAGAACUGGGGAAUGUCUUCUUCGGAUGCCUUUAGUCAAGAUGUAUUUAAUAAGAGCUUUAUUAAUCAAGCUAAAACCAGCGAGGAUGAAGACCAAUCACUGUCAUUUCUACAAAAAUAUGAAGAUAAAAUUCGACAUUUUGGAAUGCUCAGCAGAUGGAAUGACAGUCAGUGGUUCUUGUCUGAAUACCCAGACCUGGUGUGUGAUGAAACUGCCAGAUACCUUCUUUUGUGGUGUUACCAUUUAGAAAGUGAACAGAAGAAUGCCCUCAUGGAGCAAGUUGCUCAUCAAGCAGUUGUCAUGCAGUUUAUCAUUGAAAUGGCAAGAAGUAGUAAUGUGGAUCCAAGGGGAUGUUUCCGCCUGUUUUUCCAGAAAGCUAAAACAGAGGAAGAAGGGUACAUUGAAGCUUUUAAAAGUGAGCUUGAAGCAUUUAAAUCAAAAGUUCGAAUGCACACCGAGCCCCAGAGGUCUGUGAAUCUACAUAAUCUUUCUCCUGGAUUUGAACAAGUUGGUAUACCAUGCUUUAAUACACAGAAUGUUCCAUAUUGUCAGAUGAAUUCAGAUCUGCACCAUUUUGUCCAUACAAAACCAACAGUGGAAGACGAUGCAAAGAUGAUGGAUAUACAAUAA